AUGCGCAAAGUUCUAGUAUUUCUUUUGAUAUUUACUAUUCGGGAACAGUUGAAACUCGUCCGAGGUGGUCAUAAUAUGACACUGGUCAGAUCCGUGUUGACAGUAAUCCGUAGCAGGGAGAAUUGGAAAAACACUCCCAUCUUUAUGGGGGGCAAUACGAAUUCGGAUGAGUUAAAUAGCCUGAUGUUUUGGCUUCAACAUUCAAUGGAAGUAACUUGUCACACGGUGGACACAUCUACUCCGGCCCAUAAGGAAUAUCCACUGGGUCACUAUAACAUAAUUGCAAAUAAUUCAGUCUGUUUAUUAUUCUGCCACAGCACCCAGGAAAUGAUAUGGUUUAAUUUGAAUAAGGGUCUUCGAAGAUUGCGACGUAUGCGGCUAAUUGUCGUUUUACCCAACAAACGAAGUGGAUCUUAUAAUGCUAUAAUGGCCAUAUUCAAGAAGCUAUGGCAUUUUCAGUUCUUGAACGUAAUUGUUCUUCACAGGGAUAUGAUCUACUCUUAUAAUCCUUAUCCAGUAAUAUGUUUCUCUAAGGUGGACCUAGCCUCUUAUCCGCUUUUUCCGCCAUAUACACGAAAUUUCCAGGGCUAUGAGGUGUCCACUCCCGUGGAGAAUGAUAUUCCUCGAGUUUUUUUUGUGCGAGAUCUGAAAACUGGAUGCAAUCAAAUCAGAGGAUUUGGAUAUCGGACAUUCGUGGAAUAUUUACAUCGCCAUAAUGCCACGUUGCGUGUGAGUAAUCCCCACCAGGACCAUGCUACCACCAGUAGUGUGAAUAUGGGAAGGAUAAUGCAGGAGAUAAUGGACGGUCAAUUAGAAAUCUCUUUGCAUCCAUAUGUUGAUGUGCCUGAGACUAUGGGAGAUCAUAGCUAUCCGUUGCUGGUGGCUUCCAAUUGCCUAAUAGUUCCGGUCAGGAAUGAAAUACCCCGUCACAUGUAUCUAAUGCUGCCUCUAAACCAAUCGAGCUGGUUACUUCUGCUUGGUUCUGUAAUCUAUAUUAGUGGAGUUCUCUACUGGAUUCAACCUGGACGUGAACAUCGCACCUGGGAACAAAGGAUUGGAUUUAACAUUCUGGAAAGCGUCAGUCGAAUAAUUUAUAUCUGUUCUCCCUCAAGGGUAUAUACCCCAUCGCUGAGGUAUUUUAUAGUUUCAAUACAGCUCACGAUACUGGGAUUCGUGGUAACCAACCUCUACAGCAUACAGCUAGGCAGUUUCUUUACUACUUUGGUAGUCGGCAAACAAGUUGACAGCAUGGAAGACCUUAUCGAGCAAAAGCAAAAAAUUCUAGUCAAACACUACGAAGUCAGCACGUUGUUGCGCCACGUUGAACCACAUUUGGUGGACGGUGUAGCUCGUCUUUUAGUGGGCGUCAAUGCCAGUGAACAGGUGACUGCUCUUCUGGGAUUUAAUCGUAGCUAUGCUUAUCCCUUCACCCUGGAGAGAUGGGAGUUUUUCUCUCUCCAACAGCAAUACGCCUUCAAACCAAUCUUUAGGUUCUCAUCAGCAUGCCUGGGAUCCCCGAUUAUAGGUUAUCCGAUGAGGAGUGACUCCCAUCUACAAAGGUCCAUCAACAUAUUCAUCAUGCAGAUCCAGGCUGCAGGACUGUUACAGCACUGGUUCGUAUCUGACUUUAAUGAUGCCUUGCGUGCUGGUUACGUCAGACUUCUGGACAACGUCCUUGGUUUUCAUUCCUUGGAUAUUGAUUCUUUGCGCCUGGGAUGGGCAGUUCUUGGAUGUGGCUGGCUAUUGUCCGGCUUGAUUUUUCUCUGCGAACGCUGGAGGUUUUACCAUCGUCCCUAA
Drosophila eugracilis is the source of this 1797-nucleotide messenger RNA. RefSeq lists its product as uncharacterized. NCBI's taxonomy places the organism in Eukaryota, Metazoa, Arthropoda, Insecta, Diptera, Drosophilidae. The coding region runs from base 1 to 1797 and encodes 598 amino acids. The record is from RefSeq and is a predicted model, not a curated record. The transcript has a single exon.